AUGCCCUCGCUCGGGGACCUGGUGCGGGACUGGCACCGGGGCGCGCAGGCCGUGGCGCGUGGGGACUGGGACUACGCCCUGCGACUCUUCUCGAGCGUCCGGGAGCCUCCCGCCAGGAUGAGCUUCAACGUGGGCUGCGUGCACCUGCUAGCCGGGGACCCGGAGGCCGCGCUGCGGGCAUUUGACCAGGCAGUGACCAAGGAUGCCUGCAUGGCUGUUGGCUUCUUCCAGCGAGGAGUGGCCAACUUCCAGCUGGAGAGGUUCCGGGAGGCCCUGUCCGACUUCCAGCGGACCCUGGCACUGCUGAGGGACAAUGCCGCCAUCGACUACACCCAGCUGGGCCUGCGGUUCAAGCUGCAGGCCUGGGAGGUACUCUUCAACGUGGCUGCAGUGCAGAGCCAGCUGGGGCUCUGGGCGGAGGCCACCCACAGCCUAGAGGAAGCCAUCUCCAAGGGGCCGGAAGGGGCCCGCGAUGACCUGGACAUCGCCCUGGGCCAAGUGCAGAAACAGGCCUCCCUGCAGCCUCGGCAGGUCCCCAGGGGUGAGGUCUUCCGGCCGCACAGGCGGCACCUGGAACACCUGGAGCCCGUGGAUUUCCUGGGCAAGGCCAAGGUGGUGGCCUCCGCCAUCCCUGACGGCCAGCACGAGGACGCCCGGCCUCAGCAGCCACAGCUCAGGGCUCUCCUAGGCCCACCUUUCCCGGAGGACCUCGACCUCCGUGCUGGCUGGGUGAGGCCUGAGGACGAGGACCCCUCCCCCUUCCCUGCAGGGCCCGUGACACAGGCCCCUCCAGACCUGGUACCCGCUGUGGCCCCAGGACGCCCCUUGAUGCGGAGAUGGAGGUCAGCUCUGGCCAGGCUGGGCGGGCUGACCACGGCACACUGGUCACCAAUGAUGAGCAGGCUGUCUUGCAGGCCAUGCCCCUCACCACUGGCUCUGCUUGGACAGUGUCUGGGCACCGCCCCCGACGAGCUCCAGGCCCAGGGAAAGCUACCUCCGCCCUCAGGGCCCCACCCUGGCCGGCAGAGCCCCAGCCUGUGGCUUUCCUUGCAGAGGCCCCACGUGGAGCAAGCUGGCCAGUGGGUCCUCCAGUCCCUGACUCCUCCCCGCCCCGCAGGGCUGCUGGCGGAUGGGGGGCCGGGCCCUGGCUCCUCUGAGGAUCCUGCAGGCGCUGGGGGUAUGGCUGGAGGGGGCCCCGAGUCCUUGGUGACCUUCACAGUGCAGUGCACCUUCACCCUGGCCCUGAGGGCCCCAAGAGGAGCUGACCUGUCCAGCCUGCGGGCCCUGAUGAGCCAGGCCCUCCCUCACCAGGCCCAGACUGGGCAGCUCAGGCGUCUCUUUGCAGUUACCAAGACCCUAGUGACAGCAGGGGCUGGGUGCCCCUCACCGGGGAGGAGGCACUGCAGAGGGCCUGGCGGGGCGCGGCUGCCGGCCCUGGGGAGCUGCGGCUACAGUGCCAGGGAGUGGGCGGCCGGCCUGUCCUCUACCAGGUGGUGGCCCGGCACGGCUACUCCGCCCAGGGGCCUGAGGACCUGGCCCUGCAGCCGGGAGACACUGUGGACGUCCUGUGCGAAGUGGACCAGGCGUGGCUGGAGGGCCACUGUGACGGCCGCAUCGGUAUUUUCCCCAAGUGCUUCGUGGUCCCGGCCGUCCGGCGCACAUGAGGAGCUUGGCGCUAAGAAGUCCGUGGCGAUGAGGGUUUAA
Messenger RNA from Mesoplodon densirostris (Blainville's beaked whale), 1704 nucleotides. It is a transcript of the gene NOXA1, whose product is annotated as NADPH oxidase activator 1. Gene Ontology annotation, molecular function: protein binding; superoxide-generating NADPH oxidase activator activity. The record is from RefSeq and is a predicted model, not a curated record. Lineage: Eukaryota; Metazoa; Chordata; Mammalia; Artiodactyla; Ziphiidae. Gene Ontology annotation, biological process: superoxide anion generation.